UUUCAGCACCAAAAUGUCAAAACCCAUUCUAUAUAUGGCCACAUUGAGCCCUCCCUCUCGGGCUGUUAUGCUGACUGCCAAGGCUAUUGGUUUGGAACUGGAAUACAAACCCAUAAAUUUACUCAAGGGAGAACACUUGACACCCGAGUUCAUUAAAAUGAAUCCGCAACAUACCAUACCCACCCUCGUGGAUGGUGAUGCCAUUAUUUAUGACUCCCAUGCCAUCUGUUGUUAUUUGGUUGAAAAAUAUGCCAAAGAUGAUCAGCUAUAUCCCAAAGAUUUGCUCAAACGUGCCCAAGUUGAUGCUCGACUCCAUUUCGAUUCGGGACAUUUAUUCGCACGUCUACGUUUCCUUUACGAACCGAUAUUAUAUUACGGUUCUACAGAUUGUUCCAUUGAUAAAAUUGCUUAUAUACAAAAAUGUUGGGAAAUUAUGGAAGGUUUUCUGGCAGACCAUCCCUAUGUUUGUGGUGACCACUUGACAAUUGCCGAUUUCUGUUGUGUUGCCACAAUUACAUCGGUUAAUGAUGUGGCACCAAUUGAUGAAUUUAAAUUUCCGAAAUUUUUGGCAUGGUUGAAACGUUUGUCGGAAUUACCCUACUAUAAGGAUACCAAUGAAGAGGGUGCUGAAGAAUUGAAGAGAAUUUUCAAAGAGAAAUUAGCUGAAAAUCGAGGUGCAAAAUAA
Molecule: messenger RNA, 685 nt
Organism: Musca vetustissima
Lineage: Eukaryota; Metazoa; Arthropoda; Insecta; Diptera; Muscidae
Product: glutathione S-transferase 1-like
Exons: 2
Coding region: 14-685 (223 amino acids)
Biological process (GO): glutathione metabolic process
Molecular function (GO): glutathione transferase activity
Source: RefSeq, a predicted model, not a curated record